Molecule: messenger RNA, 1376 nt
Organism: Salvia hispanica
Lineage: Eukaryota; Viridiplantae; Streptophyta; Magnoliopsida; Lamiales; Lamiaceae
Product: basic leucine zipper 61-like
Biological process (GO): positive regulation of DNA-templated transcription
Cellular component (GO): nucleus
Molecular function (GO): DNA-binding transcription factor activity; DNA binding
Source: RefSeq, a predicted model, not a curated record
AUCAUAAAAUUUCACAUCUCUGCAGUUGUUAGUUAUUACAACACAUCGAUCUUUGCACAAAUCAGGCAAAAAAAAAAGAUAUAGAAUUGAGAGCUAAGAUUUAAUCAUCAAUUGAGUUGCAUGGAGCAAUUGCCCCCCAAAGCCCCCAUCACCAUGGCGGCCCACAAUUGGCCGUCGUUCCCCUUCCAAACGCCGCCCUCCUCCGCCGCCGCGCCGUGGAUGGACGAGUUCCUCGACUUCUCGGCCACGCGGCGGAGCUCCCACCGCCGCACCGUGAGCGACCCGAUCGCCUUCGUGGAGGACGUGGCCGCCCACGGCAGCGGCGGCAUGGGGUUCGACCGGCUCGAUGACGAGCAGCUGCGGAACAUGUUCUCCGACGACCUCAUCACCGCCCUCGGCUCGUCGUCGAACCCGUCCAGCGUCAACCCCUCCACUCCGUCCGACCAGAACAGCGACGACGACGACAAGAGGGCCGUCGCGUGCCUGCAGCCCAAGGCCGAGACGGAGGCCGGAGAGGUCGACAGUGCUGACCAACCGGCCCCGGACCCCACCGCGCCUCAGACGACUAAAUCGUCUGAGAACGCGCCAGGAGAUCCUAAACGGAUCAAAAGGAUUUUGGCAAACAGGCAGUCUGCUCAGAGGUCAAGAGUGAGAAAAUUACAAUAUAUUUCUGAGCUUGAAAGGAGUGUUACAACAUUGCAGACGGAAGUAUCUGCAUUGUCGCCGCGAGUAGCGUUUUUGGACCAUCAAAGGCUUCUAUUGAAUGUGGAUAAUAGCGCUAUUAAGCAAAGGAUAGCAGCAUUGGCUCAAGACAAAAUAUUCAAAGAUGCCCACCAAGAAGCACUAAAGAAGGAGAUAGAGAGGCUGAGGAAAGUCUUCCACGAGCAAAACAUGAAGAAGAAUAUGGAGUGCAGCGACGCGCCGGCGCCGCCGCCGGAGCGGCGGCCGGAGGAGGAGGAAUAAUGAUAGUAGUAUUAAAAGAUGGUGCAUUACAAUUCUUGAGAUUCAUCACAUGGUGUGUCUCUAUCUUUCUAAUCUAAUAGUGGGGCUCUUUCUCUCUCCUUUUUAUUUCUCUUUUUUAAUUUGGGUGGUGAUUGGAGCCUUUGUCAGUGUGAAACAUGGAUAGUGCCAUAGUGGCAUCCAAACAAAUGACAAAUAGAAUAAAAUUUGGGGGAGAAAAAGAAAAAAAAAAUAUGGGGAUUGCUAGGAAAGAUUCUUGUGACAUGCUAAUUUGUGAAGGUCUUUUUUCAUGGGGUUUUUUCUUGAAAAAAAUUCACUAGUAUUUGUUUUAUUUUUGAAUUCUUGAUGUGGGAGUCUUGUAAGUGUAGAUUGAUUGAUUAAUUAGAGUUUUGUAAUAUAAGUUUGAACAUUGUUUA